Messenger RNA from Pyrgilauda ruficollis (rufous-necked snowfinch), 1777 nucleotides. RefSeq names its product macrophage receptor with collagenous structure (gene MARCO). Lineage: Eukaryota; Metazoa; Chordata; Aves; Passeriformes; Passeridae. The coding region runs from base 1 to 1443 and encodes 480 amino acids. The transcript has 15 exons. The record is from RefSeq and is a predicted model, not a curated record. Gene Ontology annotation, cellular component: membrane.
AUGAAAAUUACAGAUAAAUACGGGGAAGAAGGAAAUUCAAGUGAUAUGAACUCUUUCAGUUUUUCAGAAAAGAUUGGGUUUGCCUCACCUGCUACCACAACCUUUCAGAUAAGUGAGCCUCGGAGCCAGAAAAAGGCGUCCACAUGCUGCACUCGGGCAGCGCUCAGCAUCUACCUGCUGCUGCUGACGGCCGGCCAGGGGCUGCUGAUGUACAAAGUAUUUAAGAUGCAGAGAGAGAUAUUGAAACUUCAAGAGCAAAAUGCCUCCUAUACAGAAGAGAUUCUGCAGAGCUACUCUGCCAACAAGCUGGCCUUGUCGAGAAGCUCUACUUGGAAGGACUUUCUCAUGACACAAGAAGAAAACUGGAGGAGAAGCUUAGAGGAAGAAAUCACCAUAAUUAAAAGCAACAAUGCAAACCUGAUGAUGAGGAUGAACAACAUCACCGUGGUUGCAGGGCCUCCUGGACGCAAAGGAGAUCCUGGUCUACCAGGGUUACGAGGACCACCAGGGACAAAGGGAGACCAAGGAGUACAUGGACCCCCGGGGGAGAAGGGGAGCAAAGGAGCUCCUGGUCCUGCUGGCCCAAGUGGUGGUCCAGGAGUGAAAGGACAAAAAGGAGAGCUAGGGCUUGCAGGUUCCCAAGGACAGAAAGGUGACAUGGGCGAGAAGGGAGACGCCGGGCUCCCGGGACCCACAGGUCCUAAGGGAGAGCAGGGAUUCCCAGGAGUGCCAGGUUUCCAGGGUAACCCGGGGAAGCCUGGACCUCCUGGGCCGAAAGGAGAGGCAGGUGCAACUGGACAGCUUGGACCUCCUGGAAGUCCUGGCCCUGAAGGCAGACCUGGUCAGAAAGGGGAGAAGGGGGACCAGGGCCCCAAAGGUAGCCCAGGAGCACAAGGCAUUGUUGGACUCAAAGGUGUACAGGGAGAACAAGGAAUUGCAGGACCUCCAGGGCAAAAGGGAGCAAAGGGAGACCAGGGCCCAACAGGCACCCCAGGCGCAGCUGGUCAAAAAGGAGCCAAGGGAGAUUAUGGCACUAAGGGUCUGAAAGGAGAACCAGGACUAAAAGGAGCCAAAGGAGAGACUGGAUUUUCUGGUUCCCCAGGAGUGAAAGGGAGCAAAGGUGAAAAAGGAGAAGCGGGCUCUGGUAACUAUGUACGAAUCGUGGGAGGAAACAGGAGGGGCCGUGUGGAAAUCUUCUACAGAGGGUCCUGGGGAACAAUCUGUGACGAUGGCUGGUCCAGCCGAGAGGCCGGCGUCGUCUGCCGAAUGCUGGGCUUCAGCCGAGCCGUCACCUUCUUCACAGCCUCACCAGGUACUGGACAAAUUUGGCUUGAUGACGUAAGUUGCACAGGGAGUGAACUUUCAAUUACGGACUGUAACAAGCGCGGCUGGGGUGACCACAACUGCAGCCACAGCGAGGAUGUUGGGGUGGAGUGUGCUUGAUGGGACACUGAGUCUGUCCUGAGAGAUGCUGCUGCCUCUGCCCUCCAUGGAGCUCUUCUUCAUGAUGCAAACCCAAUUUCAUCAGGCUGUGCUUCUCUGCCUCUUUGCCAGGUCAUAGAAAUAUUGACAAAGAAAGCUGAAUUUUUCACAAAUCAAUAACAGUUGCAAGACCCACAGGUAACCCGAAACAUCCCAGCUGUCACAAAACAAUUGGAGCUCAGGCAUGUGAGCCAGUUCACAGCUUUUCCAGCUACCUGGCAUCAGUUCAUCUGCAGGAGGUCACACGUGUGUGACCUCUAAGUCCACAGGGGAGGGGAGGGGCUGGUCCACGUUA